This is a messenger RNA of Seriola aureovittata, 3088 nucleotides long. RefSeq names its product NK2 homeobox 1 (gene nkx2-1). Gene Ontology annotation, molecular function: DNA-binding transcription factor activity, RNA polymerase II-specific; RNA polymerase II cis-regulatory region sequence-specific DNA binding. The record is from RefSeq and is a predicted model, not a curated record. The transcript is spliced from 2 exons. The coding region runs from base 1489 to 2532 and encodes 347 amino acids. Gene Ontology annotation, biological process: cell differentiation; regulation of transcription by RNA polymerase II. Lineage: Eukaryota; Metazoa; Chordata; Actinopteri; Carangiformes; Carangidae. Gene Ontology annotation, cellular component: nucleus.
GCAUUAAUUUGAAUUUCUUCACUGGUUAUUUAUGAUUUUGUAGCCUUGUAAUAAUUUUGUAACUGAAAACGAGGAGACAGGCUAAAUCGAUAGCCGAAUAAUAAUUUGUAUUAAAGGCUAUUGCUUUAUACUAUUGAUAUAUAAUAUUGACUAACAUGUAAAAUAAUAUGAAAUUAAACCAGCUAUAAGAGUAGGCUACUGGUGAUGCUAUAAAUUGCAAAAGAAUUCACCAAUAAUAAUAAUAAUAAUAAUAAUUAUCAAAUAAGUCAAUAUUUUACACAUAUUUUCUGAAAAAAUCAUUGUUUUAAUUCCUAUUUUGGGGGUUUUAAUGAAGCGCAGAAAAAACAAUUAUAGCUUUGUGUAAUAGAGGACCUUUGCUCCGAGCAUCCACAGAGAACUGGGCUGCUUCUUGGCUUCAGAGCUGGUUAGAAAAAAGGCAACAACUCCUCUCUUGUGCUUCUGCGUAAAAUGUCAGAAAUGAGAUGUGAUUGAGUUACAGUGUUAGGACUCAUUGAGCAUUAAGGCAAGAUGCUACUGAGGGCUACCUGGCGUUGUGCUGCAGGAGAGUACUUGAACGCCGUUAACUUCGCAUGAGCGCCUCUCCUGCUCCACACUCUAUUUUGUUUUUGUUUUUUUGUUGUUUUUUUUUUUAACCAGGUCUCUCACAGGAGUGUGUGCAUGUGAAUUUAGGUAACACGCUGCUUGCGUCCAAUGAUAUCAAAAGAAAAAAAACGAGGGGGGUUAAUCAUUUACUCAGCCACUUAACACGCGGAUGUGUAUUUAUUUACUUAUCAGUAUCAGUCAAUUUCCCUCCCCGCAAGUGCACUUUUGCAUGUCUGAGUACGAUAAGGCAUAACACAAACAAUCCUGCAAUCACUGGAGGCCUCUCAUGGCCAUUAAAAGUCAGUAGUUCAACUGAGGAGUGGUUCUCCAACUCUCAAGUCCAUAUAGGCCUCCUUUCAUCAAGAGGCCCUCGUAAACAUCACUACAGUUAAUAAAGUGUAUUGUGGUCACUGCAAACCCAAGGUGCAGCCGCGUGUUUAUCAGCAACAAGUCACACAAACUCCAAACGCAGCAGCAGCAGCAGCAGCAGCAGCUCCGGCAGAGAGCCCGGACACCGCCUGCAGCCGCCGGCACCAACAUUUCUGACCAUAUACAGCGCUUAUGUUAUUGUUAGUGAGAGGGGAGCACAUGUCUUGUAAGUGAAAUUACGCUCGGCGAAAGGAGGCUAGAGCUGUUUUGUAUUGUUGCGGAUGCCCCGCCUCUGAUGGUAGCCUUAAACCUGGCACCCAGCUAAAACAAACCAAAGCCAGCACAGAGCUCCCACUCAAUCCAAUUAAGGCGGACUUGAGGCGCUCUCCUACGUGUUCAUCUACCAGGAUCGACGUUGAGACAACAGGAACCAGAGGGGCUUUGGCCAAAAAAAGAAAAAAAAGAGAAGGAGAGAUUGCCUUGCCUUCUAAUUUCUCCCUCUCCAGCCCCAGAACAAUGUCGAUGAGCCCUAAGCAUACGACUCCUUUUUCUGUUUCCGAUAUCUUGAGUCCCCUUGAGGAGAGCUAUAAGAAAUUAAGUAUGGAGAAUAACAACUUGGGGGCACCUCUCACUUCUUACCGGCAGCCGCAGGUUUCUCAGGCGGCGAUGCAGCAGCACCACAUGGGCCAUAAUGGGACUGUGUCUGCGGCUUACCACAUGACUGCGGCAGGUGUCUCUCAGCUGUCACACACGGCCAUGGGGGGCUACUGUAACGGCAACCUGGGCAACAUGGGCGACCUGCCGUCUUACCAGGACGGCAUGAGGGGCAGCGCCACGGCCACCGGCUGGUACGGAGCCAACCCAGACCCGCGCUUCUCCACCAUCUCUCGCUUCAUGGGCUCGUCGUCGGGCAUGAACAUGGGCAGUAUGGGCAGCCUCAGCUCCUUGGCAGACGUGGGUAAAGGCAUGGGCUCUCUGUCCAGUACCCCGCGGAGAAAGAGGCGCGUGCUGUUCUCCCAGGCGCAGGUCUACGAGCUGGAGCGACGCUUUAAGCAGCAGAAAUACCUGUCGGCCCCGGAGAGAGAACACCUGGCAAGUAUGAUCCACCUCACCCCGACCCAGGUGAAAAUCUGGUUUCAGAACCACCGGUAUAAGAUGAAGAGGCAGGCCAAAGACAAGGUGUCCCAGCAGCAGAUGCAGCAGGACAGCGGCUCCUGCCAGCAGCAGCAGCAGCAGUCCCCGCGGAGGGUGGCCGUGCCGGUGCUGGUGAAGGACGGGAAGCCGUGCCAAGGCACCGGCCACACACCCACAUCCUCCGCGCAGACGCACCAUCAGCAAGGGGGCAAUGUCAUGAUCAUGUCCAACAACACGUCCGGCCUCGGGCAGCAUCAGAGCCAGCAGGUGGGAAGCACAGGUCACUCUCCAGAUUUGGCGCCGCACUCCUCCAGUCCGCCGUCACUGCAGGGCCAAGUGGCCGGCCUCUCCCACCUCAACUCCCCCGGCUCAGAGUAUGGCUCGGCCCUGCAGUGUUCAGCCCUGUUAUACGGCAGGACAUGGUGACAAGAGGCGCCGGCUUUGAUUUAAAACCUGUCAGGACUUCAACAAGUUUCAUUGUAAAUGUGCGCAUUUGAAAAAGAACCGAGUGAAGUCGGUGCAGCUCUUCUUGAAUUUUCACCUUCUGGGAGGAAGUGUGACUUGUACGGAAGAAACACUUGUCCAGAAACUGCGGAUGUGAAAGUCUUGGGAUUUAUUUAUGUAAAUUAUAUUGAGAGAAAGGAAGAAUCAGCACAUAGGCCGCGUUAGGUGGGAAAAAGUGCAGCUGAAAAGGGAGGCACAUAGACCAGAGGACUGCUGAACAUGGGUGCUGUUAAAUUCCCUUUCACAAACACACACACGAGAUGACUCUGAUUUAUAAUAGAAUUUAAUGUAAGCCGUAGAUCUAGCUUGUAUAUUUCUGUAAAAGGUUUGAAUUUUAGCUAUCUGUUGUACAAAGUUUUUGACGCUAUUGCCGGUUUGUUGUCGUUUCAUUGGUAUUUGUACGUUUUAUUUCUUUGUAACUUAUAUAGAUAUUUGACUUACUACAAAACAGUCCUAUUAAUAAAUUAUGGAAACAUGA